Penicillium cosmopolitanum is the source of this 1605-nucleotide messenger RNA. Its product is annotated as MDR family MFS transporter. The transcript is spliced from 4 exons. The record is from RefSeq and is a predicted model, not a curated record. Gene Ontology annotation, molecular function: transmembrane transporter activity. NCBI's taxonomy places the organism in Eukaryota, Fungi, Ascomycota, Eurotiomycetes, Eurotiales, Aspergillaceae. Bases 1 to 1605 code for a protein of 534 amino acids. Gene Ontology annotation, biological process: transmembrane transport.
AUGGCAGCCAGAUCGGAAAUGAAAGGUUGCCAGGAUGGCUUUAUGGAGUCUCGAGAUGAUAUUCCGCUGAAAGAGUCUGGAAGCGAUGAUGUUCUUGAUGACCAGAAAGGCGAAUACCCGUCACCAGCCAAGCUGGCGCCUAUUAUCCUGGGUUUAUGCUUUCAAUCAUUUUGCAUCGCCCUGGACAAUACAAUCCUGUCGACCGCGAUCCCCAAAAUAACAGAAGAGUUUAAUUCUCUCGAGGACCUUGCCUGGUAUGCGAGCGCCUAUCUGUUGACAACUUGUGCGGUAACUCUCCCCUUCGGCAAGAUAUACACCUACUAUUCUACGAAAUGGACAUAUAUAAUCGCUCUUGGAUUGUUUGAGUUGGGGUCUUUGAUAUGUGCAGUGACACCAACAUCAAAAGGGCUGAUCCUUGGGAGAGCUAUUGCGGGAGUCGGAUCAGGUGGACUUUCUCCAGGUGCUCUCCUUGUCCUCGCCAAUACCCUACCUUUGCAUCGCCGUGCUCUAUAUUUUGGAAUUAUUGGAAGCACCAGCGGUAUUGCGACCGGUCAGUUGGCGAUGGUGCUUCUAUAUCAAUCUCCCCUUUGGAGUACUCACGGGAAUAUUCAUAAUACUGUUUUUCAAAGACUCAAAAAAAUACCCAAAAAAAAGCUCGAGCCUGGAAAAAUAAACAAAGUCAAAAGAAUGGACCCGUGGGGGAUUCUUGUUUUCAUACCGGCUAUCAUAUCGAUUUUGCUCGCCAUGCAAUGGGGAGGGACAAAGUACGAAUGGGCAGAUCCCCGAAUCAUUGUUCUCAUUGUGAUAUUCGGUGUAUUUGGCUCCGUAUGGUGUGUGAUUCAAUUCUGGAAGCAAGAAGAAGCCACGGUUCCGCCUCGUCUGCUGAAGGAUCGCAAUGUUCUUGGCGCUGUCAUCCACGCAAUGUUCUUAGGAGGCUCUUUCUUUGUAUUUGGGUACUAUCUUCCGAUUUGGUUCCAAGCAAUCGAAGGAGAAUCAGCGUCAGAGUCUGGAAUCAACAACCUUCCCAUGGUGGUUUCGAUGAUAGUAUGUUCGGCGAUCGGAGGAUUGCUGGUCAAUCUCAUUGGGUAUUAUACACCUCUCAUGUUUCUCGGGAGCGCGCUUCUCACAAUCGGGUCGGGACUAUGUACAACAUUCCAAGUUCAGACUUCGCACGAAAAAUGGAUCGGCUACCAGAUUAUCAUCGGCAUCGGAGCUGGAGUAGGAUUCCAACAAUGCAUCAAUGCUUUGCAGACGGUCUUGCCAUUGCAUGACAUACCCAUAGGGAUUGCGAUCAUCACUUUCUCACAAAGCCUGAGCGGUGCAAUGUUUAUCUCGAUUGCUCAAAAUGUUUUUCAGAACCGGCUAGUAGCAGGUCUCAUUGAAAAUGCCCCCAUGGUCAACCCCAUUUCCGUCAUCCGAUCGGGAGCAGCAAAUUUGUCACACCGGCUCCCAAAGGAGGCUCUUCCUUCUGUUCUCUACGCGUACAAUCUCGCUGUAACGGAGACAUUUUAUGUUUGCGUAGCCACAGCAGGCCUAUCAUUCUUCGGAGCAUUGUUGGUUGAAUGGAAAUCCAUGAAACGCCAGCCAAAUAAGUCUCAAGACUGA